UUGGCAGAUACUGAAGAAAACCUUGAUCCACUCGCAGCCUAUGAUCCUCGCCAUUCAGAUGACAAAGACAUAAAUAUUAACACCACUCUGUGGCAGUUAAAGGAAUUAAGAGAUGUCUUUCCACAUACAGGGAUGUCCCACUUGUGGAAUAUACCCGACCAUGCCCCAGAAGCCAUAAAGGAAAUGGAGGUCCAGGAUAUUGAAGAUCCAAUGGUGACAAGGAUGAAAAAUCUUAUAUUUUGUGAGGAUAAUGCACCUCAGAUUACAAUUGAUCACGAAUUGGUUGAAUUUAUUGAGACGAGUACAAGAGGCCAGAGGACAUCAGAAAUGUGGCAGAAACUACAUAUUGGUCGUUUAACCAGUUCCAUAUUUGGUGAUGUAUUGAAGGCUGGACCCAAUCCAAAGUCUUUGAUCAAGCAAAUUGUAGAGGGGUCUAGUCUUCAGAAGUAUGCAUCUCUGCCACCAGCUGUUCAGUGGGGACAACAAAAUGAGGCAAAGGCACGCUCAGAGUAUGUCAAUCUGAAGACUGCCACAAACAACAAUUUUAAAGUUGAGGAUACAGGUCUCACUUUGUGCACAGAUAACUCAUUUUUGGGUGCCUCCAGUGACGGGAGAGUUUUUGAUGGUGACAGUAUAGGUGUACUAGAGAUUAAGUGUUCAUACUCCAUCAAGGGAACUCAAGUAACAACAAUGGAAGUGAGUGAGAUUGUUGCAAUGGGAUGUCCAAAUUUCUGUUUAGAAUAUACAUGUAGUAUGGAAGGACCACGUCUCAAAAAGAGCCACAAGUUUUAUGCUCAAGUUCAGGGAGAAAUGGCAAUUAUGCGAUUACCAUGGUGUGACUUUGUAGUAUGGACAGACGCUGCUCAGAACAAUAUUUGUAUUGACAGAAUAUAUUUUGAUUCAGAGUUUGUGUCCUCUAUGAUGCCUAGACUUAUUGAAUUUUAUAUGCAUCACAUUAUCCAGUUACAGAGCUCCAGAUAAUUUCUAUUAUUUAUCUACUUUUAAGAUUUUUAAUCUGUUCAAAUUCUGUUUUCCUGAGAUAUAGUCAUAAGAGCAAUGCCACUUUGAAUUUUAUUCUCCUACUGGAUAGAAGUAAUUCUUUUCCCAAUUCAGAAUUUGAUAAACUUCAUAAUGCAUAUUUCUGCAAAAAAUCCUCAUCCUUAAAUAUCUGAAGCUCUGAAGUUACAUUUACAAUGUAUCAUUUGAAGUUAUUGCUUUAUAAAAGAAA
Messenger RNA from Ostrea edulis (European flat oyster), 1228 nucleotides. RefSeq lists its product as uncharacterized. NCBI's taxonomy places the organism in Eukaryota, Metazoa, Mollusca, Bivalvia, Ostreida, Ostreidae. The record is from RefSeq and is a predicted model, not a curated record. The transcript has 4 exons. The coding region runs from base 133 to 981 and encodes 282 amino acids.